CCGAUGCAUUGUUUAAAUCUUCUGUAAGGGAGAGACGCUCAGAGGAAGAACCAGAAUCCCUGGACUGCAUAAACAAGGAAAGAAGGAGUCCAUCUAAGCAAAGCUGGAAGGAUUUCACCUUGUUGCUGUUUGUUUCAGGAGAUUUUCCCUCCCCCCGCCCCGGACACUAUCCAGCUCAGGAUUUGUUUCGUUGCUGCGUCCACAGCCGGUCAGAAGAAGAGCGCUUUACAUGUUAGAGGUGAUUUUUUGUCGUGGUCUCCCUGCAAAAAAGAAAUCAGCACCAAUCUUCGAGGAGGAGGGAGAUAUGAUCAACUGAGGUUUUCCCUACCUCCGGCUGAACGUGAGAGUUCAAGUGACAUCGCCGCUGGCCUGUGGCUGACUGACUGCACAGCGAGCUGGAAUCACAGCCAGAGCUGCUCAAUUUACCUGCUCGAGGACCCUUCAAAUCCUUCUAUUGACGGUAGAGAUUUGUAUCCAAAGGAAAAUCGGAUUAAUAUAAACUAUGCAGAGCUUUGCAGGGAUAUCUGGAGACUACCCUGUCUGCAUGGCUAAUCUUGAAAUUGUCUGAAAUAAAUCCUUAGCGCAAGGAAUAGCGAGAUACUUUCAAUUAGGAUUUUUUUCUUUUCCUUGGCGCUUUUUUUUUUUUUUUUUUUCCUCCUCCACGAGAAUUUAACACUUCUAUGGCAAGGUAAAGGAGAAUGGGACACAUGCUGGAAAACUCACCUCGCUUUACAAAAAUCACGGGGGUAACAGUUUCCAUCAUUGUUGCGGUAUGAAAGGUACUCUGGAUUGUGUGCUGGUGGCUAAAAUGGAUCAGUCUCUCUCUGUUUCUGUUAGCGAUGUGCUGAAGGAUCCGGAUUUACUGAAAUACUGACGCCAAUAAACUUACUCCCUCUCUGUUGAAGGCAUUGGAUGUGACAGUGCAGAGAAACAUGUGUUUCACAUUUCUGACUGGUUGUUUUGGUGCAAUCAAUACCUCCACAAGAAACAUUGACUUAGGUGGCGAUUAUCAUACCGGGAGGCACAGGGAGUGCUGCUUUCGGGUUGCAGGCAAAGUGAGCACAAAUCUAAGAGUCCGCCGUGCCUGGGAAGUGGGGGCUUCGGUUCCCCCCAAACUCCGGGGCAAAGGCAGCGGGCGAUGGUCCCAACCCACCACAGAGAGCCCGGCCUCGGGGUGCGGAAGGAGCAGUGACCAAAGCGCUGUCAGGAGUGGCAGGCAGCCGGAUCGGAUGGGAAUCAGUGAGGCAGUAACUGUUGAAAGAAAGGUGGAUCGCGAAAUUAUUGCCCGAAGGAAUAGCAGGCGAGGUGGAAUGAUGAUAAAGUUAAACUUCUGUUUCAUCUUCUGUCGGGGAUGGUGGGCGUUUCUGUUGCUUCAGCUCCACAUGUUGCAAGCACUGGCACAAGAUGAUGUUGCACCAUACUUCAAGACUGAACCAGGCUUGCCCCAGAUACACUUGGAAGGAAAUCGACUCGUACUUACGUGCCUUGCCGAAGGCAGCUGGCCCUUGGAAUUUAAGUGGUUGCACAAUGACAGUGAAAUAACCGCCUACUCCAGUGAAUAUAAGUACACCAUCCCAGCUUUGCAGAGGUCUGAUGCUGGCUUUUAUCAGUGUGUUGUACGGAACAGGAUGGGGGCAUUGCUGCAAAGAAGAUCUGAAGUUCAAGUGGCAUACAUGGGAAAUUUCAUGGACACAAACCAGAGAAAAACAGUGACUCAAGGACAAGCUGCAGUUCUAAACUUCUUACACAUACUCAGCUAUCCAAGACCACAGGUGACAUGGUUUAGAGACGGGCACAAGAUUAUACCAAGCAGCAGAAUAGCCAUCACACUGGAGAAUCAGCUGGUGAUCCUUGCAACAUCACUGACCGAUGCAGGAGGGUACUAUGUCCAGGCCGUCAAUGAAAAGAACGGGGAGAACAAGACAAGUCCAUUUAUUCAUCUCAGUGUAGCAAGUGCCACGGACCCGUCUGACACCAUGGCUCCCGUCAUUGUAAUCCCUCCGCAGAAUACCAGCGUUGUAGCAGGGAGCAGUGAGAUCACGCUGGAGUGUGUGGCCAAUGCCAGACCUCUUGAGAGACUAAGCAUUACCUGGAAGAGAAACGGAGUAAAAGUAACCACUGGCAUUAGCAGUUUUGGGAGACGACUCACUAUCACCAACCCAACCUCUGCUGAUGUGGGAAUGUACUUCUGUGAAGCAAAAUUGAGAGACAACACAGAGGAACCAGCAAGAGCGAAAGCCUUCCUUUCUAUAAUGGAACCACCAUAUUUUACGGCUGAACCAGAGAGUGUGAUUUUGGCUGAGGUGGAGAAAGACGUGGACAUCCUGUGCCAGGCAAUGGGUGUUCCCAUUCCCACCCUGGCCUGGUAUAAGGACUCUAUUCCCCUCAGCAAGCUGGAAAAUCCCCGUUACAAAGUACUACUGAGUGGUGGGCUGCGGAUCCACGCGCUGCGUCCUCAGGACGCUGGGAUCUUCCAGUGCUUUGCUAGUAAUAAAGCUGGGGAGAUACAGACGUACACCUACCUGGAUGUGACUAACAUUAAACCAGCAUUUAUACAGCCUCCAGAGGAUACCACUGUUACAGAGGGGAUGACCGCAGUGCUAAUCUGUGAAGUUUCGGGGGCUCCAAAACCUGCCAUCUCAUGGAAGAAAGGAAACCAGAUCUUAGCCAGUGGCUCAGUUCAGAUUCCUCGUUUCAUUCUCCUUGAAUCUGGAGGGCUCCAGAUAACACCCGUUUACCUUCAGGAUGCCGGCAAUUAUACUUGCUGUGCAGUCAACUCUGAAGGAGCUCUGAAUGCUUUUGUGAUGCUGACAGUGUGGAAUCGCACUUUCAUUGUUCACCCUCCUGAGGACAGCACUGUGAUCAAAGGAACCACAGCCACUCUGCGAUGUGAAGCAACUCAUGAUCCUAGAAUUUCAAUCAGGUAUCUUUGGAAGAAGGACAGUGUUGUAAUAAAUCCAUCCAGCAGUUCCAGGAUCACAGUAGAGGAAGAUGGAACCCUUCUCAUCAGCCAGACAUGGUCAGGUGACAUCGGAGACUAUACCUGUGAGGUCAUUUCUUUUGGAGGAAAUGACUCCAGAAUGGCUCGACUAGAAGUGAUUGAGCUCCCUCAUUCCCCUCAGAAUCUUCUGGCCACUCUAAAUUCCUCAUACAGCCGCAGUGUGAUGCUCUCCUGGGUGCGCCCCUUUGAUGGAAACAGCCCUGUUCUAUACUACAUGGUCGAGCUCUCUGAGAACAAUUCUCCCUGGAAGGUUCACCUCUCAAAUCUCGACCCAAAGAUGACCGGUGUCACUGUGAGCGGACUAACUCCAGCCCGAACCUACCAGUUCAGGGUGUGUGCGGUUAACCAGGUGGGAAAGGGCCAGUACAGCUCCGAAACCAGCAGGUUGAUGCUACCUGAGGAGCCCCCCAGUGCCCCACCUAAAAACAUAGUGGCCAGUGGGCGCACCAAUCAGUCUAUCAUGGUCCAGUGGCAACCUCCUCCCGAGAGUGAACAUAACGGGGUUCUUCAUGGGUACAUCCUAAGGUAUCGCCUGUCUGGCCUCCCUGGAGAGUACCAGUAUAAGAACAUCACCAGUGCAGAAAUUAACUACUGCUUGGUGAAGGACCUGAUCAUUUGGACCCAGUAUGAAAUCCAGGUGGCAUCUUACAAUGGAGCUGGGCUGGGAGCGUUCAGCAGACCUGUGACAGAGUACACUUUACAAGGAGUGCCUACAGCUCCACCGCAGAAUGUGCAAGUUGAAGCUGUGAACUCCACAACCAUUCAGUUCCUCUGGAACCCUCCACCCCAACAGUUCAUCAAUGGUAUUAACCAAGGAUACAAGCUUCUAGCAUGGCCCGUAGAUGCUCCAGAGACUGUGACUGUGGUCACCAUUGCUCCAGAUUUUCACGGUGUUCACAGUGGUUGCAUCACCAACCUGAAGAAAUACACUACUUACUAUACAUCGGUUCUGUGUUUCACCACACCUGGCGAUGGGCCACGGAGCACACCCCAGCUCCUGCGCACCCUUGAAGACAAGCCAGGAGCUGUGGGACACCUGAGUUUCACUGAGAUUCUGGACACGUCUCUCAAGGUCAGCUGGCAAGAACCUGUAGAGAAAAAUGGUAUCAUUACAGGGUACCAGAUCUCCUGGGAGGUGUAUGGCAAGAAUGAAUCUCGUCUUGCCCGCACACUACCCAACACAACGCUGGAGUACAAGAUCACAGGGCUGUCAUCUCUCACCACUUACACAAUCGAGGUGGCAGCUGUGACCGCAAAAGGGAGCGGCUGGAUCACAUCCUCCACAAUCUCUUCCGGUGUGCCCCCAGAACUUCCAGGUGCUCCAUCCAACCUGGUGAUUUCCAACAUCAGCCCUCGUUCUGCCACGCUUCAGUUCCGGCCAGGGUAUGAUGGCAAAACCUCCAUCUCUAAAUGGAUAGUCGAAGGCCAGGUUGGUGUACUGGGUGAUGAUGAAGAGUGGGUGAGUCUGCGUGAAGUGGAGAAUGAACCUGAUGCUCAGAUGCUGGAGGUACCGAACCUUACUCCUUACACUCAUUACAGGUUCCGGAUGCAGCAGGUGAACGUGGUGGGCCCCAGCCCGCGCAGCCAGCCCUCCCGGGUCAUCCAGACGUUGCAGGCCCCCCCAGAUGUUGCCCCCGGGAGCGUCACCGUGCGCACGGCCAGCGAGACCAGCCUGUGGCUGCGAUGGGUGCCCCUCCCCGACACCCAGUAUAAUGGCAAUCCAGAGUCAGUGGGGUACAGAAUAAAGUUCUGGCGUGUGGAUCUGCCGUCUGCCACCCUGAUGAAGGUUGUUAAUGACCGAUUGGAAAGAGAGUACACGAUUGAAGAUCUGGAGGAGUGGACAGAGUAUGAACUGCAGAUCCAGGCUUUCAAUGCCAUUGGGGCAGGACCAUGGAGUGAAGUAGUGAGAGGUCGUACGCGGGAGUCUGUUCCUUCUGCUCCUCCUGAGAAUGUCUCUGCUGAAGCCGUGAGCUCAACCCAGAUCCUUCUGACAUGGACCGCAGUCCCCGAGUCGGAGCAGAAUGGUCUCAUCCUGGGUUACAAGGUACUUUUCAAAACAAAAGAUUUAGACUCCGAACUAAAGAGCCAAAUAGUAAGAGGUAACCACACACAGUCUUUCCUGCUGUCUGGCUUGCGGAAAUAUGUUCUCUAUGAGAUUCAGGUGCUGGCAUUCACGCGUAUCGGAGAUGGAGUCCCCAGCUCUCCUGCAGUUAUAGAAAGAACCAAGGAUGACGCCCCUGGGCCACCCGUGAGGCUGGUGUUCCCCGAGGUGAGGCUGACGUCCGUACGGAUUGUUUGGCAACCGCCAGAGGAACCCAAUGGAAUUAUUCUGGGGUAUCAGAUUGCCUACCGUCUGGCCAGCAGCAGCCCUAACAAGUUCACGACGGUGGAGGUUGGCUCGACAGUCAGGCAGUUUACUGCUACAGAUCUCACCCCUGAGUCAGCAUACAUCUUUCGGACAUCUGCCAAGACCAGACAGGGCUGGGGGGAGCCUCUGGAAGCCACAGUGAUCACAACAGAAAAAAGAGAACGACCAGCACCUCCCAGGCAGGUGAUGACCCCCCAGAGCAAUGUGUCGUCACGGAGUCUGCUGUUGAAGUGGGUCCCUGGAAGUGAUGGAUCUUCACCAAUACGAUAUUUUACAGUGCAAGUGCGAGAACUGCCAAAUGGAGACUGGCAGACCUACUCCUCUUCCAUCAGCCACGAGGCAACAUCCUGCAUUAUUGAAAGCUUGAACCCGUUCACCUCCUACAAACUGCGAGUGAAAGCAACCAAUGACAUCGGAGACAGUGACUUCAGUGCGGAGACUGAGGCGGUCACGACUCUGCAGGAUGUUCCAGGUGAACCACCCAGUUCUGUGUUAGUGACUCCGCACACGACUUCAUCUGUCCUUGUGCAGUGGCAGCCACCCAAAGCUGAGAGUCUAAAUGGCUUGCUGUUGGGAUAUCGGAUCUACUAUCGAGAGCUGGAUUACGACACUGGAUCUGGAACAGAAUCCAAAACCGUACAGAACCCUUCAGCUUUAAGAGCAGAGCUCACACCCCAAAGCAGCUUCAAGACAGUGAACAGCAGCUCUGCAUUAACGACGUAUGAAUUAACACAGCUGAAGAAAUACAAGAGAUAUGAAGUACUAAUGACAGCAUAUAAUGUAAUCGGUGAGAGCCCUACCAGUACACCAGUGGAAGUGUUUGUGGGUGAAGCAGCACCAGCGCUGGCCCCACAGAACAUCCAAGUAAACUCCCUUUCUGCAAGCCAGCUGGAGCUCACCUGGGACCCCCCUCCAGCUGACAGCCAAAAUGGGAACAUCCAAGGCUACAAGAUUUAUUACUGGGAGAGCGACAUCCAAAAUGACACAGAGAAAGUGAAGGUGCUUUUCCUCCCAGAGACAACAGUCCGGCUCAAAAAUCUGACCAGCCAUACGCAGUACAUGGUCUGCAUCUCCGCUUUCAACGCAGCUGGGGACGGCCCCAGGAGCAGCCCGUCACGGGGCAGGACACACCAGGCGGCACCCAGUGCUCCCAGCUUUUUGGUGUUCUCUGAAAUCACUUGCACUACACUCAAUGUGUCUUGGGGCGAGCCGACAGCAGCAAAUGGAGUCCUGCAGGGUUAUCGAGUAGUCUAUGAGCCUUUGGCUCCCGUCCAGGGGGUGAGUAAGGUGGUGACUGUGGACAUUAAAGGGAACUGGCAACGCUGGUUGAAGGUCCGAGAUCUCACCAAGGGCAUGACCUAUUUAUUCAGGGUGCAAGCCCGAACCAUCGCCUAUGGACCUGAACUGCAAGCCAAUGUCACAGCUGGGCCAGCAGAAGGGUCUCCUGGCUCCCCUCAGGAAAUUCUGGUGACAAAAUCUGCUUCUGGGCUGACGCUACAAUGGACUGAGGGAGAUUCAGGAGAAAAACCCACAACUGGCUACAUCAUAGAGGCACGACCCUCAGAUGAAGGACUGUGGGAUAUGUUUGUGAAGGACAUCCCUCGCAGUGCUACCUCCUACACAGUUGGCCUGGACAAACUGAAACAGGGUGUGAGCUAUGAAUUUCGUGUGGUGGCUGUCAAUGAAUUUGGCUAUGGAGAACCAAGCGUUCCCUCUGUGGCAAUAUCAGCACAAACAGAAGCCCCUUUCUAUGAGGAGUGGUGGUUUCUGCUGGUGAUGGCGCUCUCAAGUCUGAUCCUCAUCCUUCUGGUGGUGUUUGCUUUGGUCCUGCAUGGCCAGAGCAAGAAGUACAAGAACUGCAGCGCAGGUAAAACCCUCUCCAAUGUGGAAGAGUCAGUCACCCUGGAUAAUGGAGGCUUCACUGCUCUGGAGCUCAACAGCAGACACCUGAACAUCAAGAGCACCUUCUCAAAGAAGAAUGGAACCAGGUCUCCUCCUCGCCCAAGCCCAGGGGGGCUGCACUACUCUGAUGAGGAUAUCUGCAACAAGUACAACGGUGCUGUGCUGACCGAGAGUUUGGGCCUGAACGAGAAGCCCUUAGAAGUGUCGGAAUCAGAGGCCACUGACUCGGAUUAUGAAGAUGAGUUGCCAAAGCACUCCUUUGUGAACCAUUACAUGAGUGACCCCACGUACUACAACUCAUGGAAGCGGCAGCAGAAAGGGGUGAAGCACCCAGCAUCCUAUAGAUAUGAGGAGUGUGUCGCCAGCGAGACAGAACCCUAUUUCCAGACUGUCAUCACAACACAGAGCUCAGGAGGGGUGUACACCCCAACAGGACAGCCUGCGCCCGGCUCCCGGACUCCAGUGACAGGGUUCUCCUCCUUCGUCUGAGACAGGGCUGGAGGAUACAGCCGAACCGCCGGCGGCACUGGGGGGGGACCCGUCACAGUGACUGUGUGUGCGUGACCGGUGCGAUGAACUUGUGGGUAACUUCUCUAUCAGGGUAGAAAUGGAUGGGAACACGGAUGAGGCUGGGGUUUUUUUUUCUGAAGACAAUCAACUCUAAAAAUAUGGAGCUGAACUAGCUGAACCUUUGUUUAAAAAAAAAAAAAGAAAAAAACGGAAUUCCGAAAAGCGAUGAUUUUAACCACUUGUGAAUAGUAGGGGUUUUUUAACCGCUUUUGUAACACUGCUUCAGGAAGCAGCUCCCAUGCCCCUCUCUUCCCUCUUUCUUUCUCUCCUUCUGUCCCCCUGUUCCCAAACAAGGAGGUGAAUUCCCUAGAUGCAAUGAGUGACUUUGUGAUGUGAUUUGAAGAGAAAACAAAACCUCCCAGGCUCCUUUUUCUUCCUUUUUCUCUACUUUUUUUUUUUCCUUUUUAAUUUUUCCCCUGUCAUCAAGGUCAAGUAGGAAAACAUAGAAAAGGGACAAAUUUUUACAUGAAAAGCAGACACAUCCUCUCUCCUCUUCUCAUUGCUGCUCCCUGCAUUAGGAGCACUGGCUGAUCAACAUGCUCAGAUGUGUCACUGUGUCUGCUCUAGGCUCACUACUGGUGUAUUUAUACUGAAUUACUGACCUGUUUCUAUUUCUUGUUCAAAUGGAACCUGCUGCAUUCUUUAAAUAUUCCAACUCCAGGGCCUUUGGAAGAGGAGAUGACUCAAAAGAUCACUGUAGGCAGCAGUGGGUGAAGCAAGUGGGAAGAAUUCAGAUGCAAGGUCAGUUUAUUUUUGGUGUGGCUCAAAUCCUCCCUCCGCAUGUGCCGUUUGAAUUGGUCAUUUUUUUAAAUGUCAAAGGACACACCCCAGCAAGCCAGAGGAAUCUUUCAAUUAAGAUUGCAGUGACAAGCUAGAGAGUCUACUAAUUGGUGAGGUUUUUGAUCGUCAAAGUUAUCCUGCCCUGUCAAUAGAAGUUGAGCAUUCUUUCUUACCCAGACUCUGAAGUGCUGCUUACUGGUCUGUAAAAAAGUACACGGUAGCUGGGUUUAUUUGAUUUCAUUUUUUUAGUACAAAGACACGUCACAGACUGGGUGAGUUUUGGUGUCUACAGGUGCCUUUUAUUGAUUCUUCAGCUUCAUAUCUGGGAGAAGCAACAAAGUGUCUCCAAAUAAAGCUAACCAGGUUUUUCAAGCAUUAGGGUCAUGAAUUACCUUGUGCACGUUUACAGCCUGCUUUGUGCACUUGAAGUUACAGCUUUUUGAAAGAAGAGAGGGGAAUUUUAGUUUAUUUUCCAUCCUUUUGUAUAGCUCCCUUUUUGUUUUCUUCUUUUCUGUCCUUUUCCUGAGUCUGUCAUGUUUAGCAGCAAGUUGUUUACUCACAAGGGAGUUGUCAGGGGUUUAAAGAAUCCAAGUCCAGCCCUUGGACCUAGCAACAGUCCUGGAUCACCAGACUUUUUACCGCAAGAGUUUGAAAGGUGAAUUUGGAAGCGAGUCCUUUCUUGCCACUCCAGCAUCUGGCAUUUCCUCCCAGGUGGGGGUAGGUCAGCCAGGAAAAUUGGUAUCCUGCUGCUUGCUAAUGUCCUCUCAGGACAUGUGUGGGCACUGUUACUAUUGCAGAUUGUCCCUGUCCUCUCUGGGGGGAUAUGGGACAGCUGUGGAACUGGGUGGCGGUGGCUUCAAGGCAGGUUGUUGGAACCAACCUGGUGCUGAUUGUGGUGGCUGCCUGUUCCUGCCCAUGGGGGCUGGUUAGAAGUAGCUUGAUUGGCACCUCACCUGAACAGUUGAGGUCCAAGGGCAAGCUCGGCCUUGCUGUCACCUUUCAGUGCCUCUUGGACAGGGCAAAUGAUUUUGGAACUGCUUUUACUCUUUGUCACUGCCUCUGAGCACUGCUGCUCUUGGUGCGUACAGAUUCUGGAUAGCUUUGGCACUGGAUUGCUGUUCCUCUCCAAAGGCUCCAGAAAGAAAAAUUUCAAAACCAAAUACUCCAGUGGGUGUGUUUAAGGGCUUUUGAGUUUGGGAUAAUGAUCCACAGCUCAUUAGAUGUCAAGGGAUAUGCCAAGACAUGGGCUUAAGCCAAAACCGUGUGAGCCAUCCCCCUCUCUGCACCUGGAUAGGAUGUGUGUGGGAUGGAGAAGGGGCUCCACAGAGGAUGACGUGGAGCUUGCUGCGAAGAGGAAUGCAAAGCAAACAAAAAACCCACUGCCUUCUGUGCACUUUGACUGUUCUCUUAAGCCAUAUGGACUUUGCUUUAAUUACUGAACUGACAAAAGUUUGUUUGCAGUCUUAGCUUUUUGUUUCUUAGAUGAAAUUAUCUACAUGAGUUUCUGAUUUGUUUUCUUUCUCCUUUGUUAUUUCCUGCAUCAGUUUACAUAUUUUUAAACACCUUGUUUUAUAUAUAUGUGACAUAGCAAUGCAAUUGCUGUUGGAAUUUUAAUGGCGCUUAUCCAACAGGUUUGAGAGGUAGUGCUACAGGAGGAACCUUCCAAGGACCACUAAGAACUUAGGGAUAUAGAUUAGUAGAAAGUAGAUCGAACACCGAAGACUUUGCUCCAAAGGAAAGCAUAGUGUGAGUAGCUCCGUAUCUCCUGAAUAUUGCCAGAUCUGAAUUGGUGUGAGGUGCAGUUACUCUCUGGGGCUGAUCUGAUACCACAUUGAGCAGAAAAGCAAGGAAACCAUGGGGAAUAAAGGAAAUGGACUUUGCGGCCACUGCUCCACUGAAGGACCACGUGGGGAGCAGCACGAUCUAUAUAAAGCGAGGAAAAGAGACUAUUCUUUUUUUUCUCAGAACUAUCUGCAACUAAAAAGCUUGAGCUUGCUGAGGACCUGCUGAGUUGGCUGUUUGGCCCUUUUCUUCUGACUGCUGCUGAAAUAACAGGUUAAGUGUGAUUCCUUUAGGACCUGUUGAUCCAAGCAAAGGUAUUUCUGUUCCAUUCCAGUCCACUCUAUUGUCAGUCUUGGUUAUGUUUUGUUUAGGAGUUGGCUUUUCUUACAUGUGGUUUUAUUUGACUUAGGCAAUUGCAGAGCGUGGAAGUGCACUGCCCUGCUUACCCCUAAGAUGAGCGUAGGCUGUGUGUUCUGCUGCCCAGGAUCUUCUGUAGCUACACGCAUGAUCCCUGUGCCUUCUUGUUAACAUGCUGUACUUGUAAAAUAUGAUUAAUGGGAAGGUUUUAUUUACUUCAGAUAUCAGGUAAAUUGUUCUAUCUAGAAGGAAACACUCCAUCAGUUAGCAAGAAAGCUCUACUUCAUACCUGUAAUCGUUGGGAAUCGCAGCCUUGAAAUAUGACUUUUAAACAUUAGUUGUCAUGUUACAAUAACUUCACCCAUCAAAUCCAUUUCUGUUUCCAUCUUCCUGUUUAUAACAGUCUUGAAAAAUGAAGGCUUAUAUUUAAAAUGCCUUCUUAGGAUAGUUUAUUUGUAUUUAUUUAUUUACUUUCCCAUGUUUCUCAGGUCUCUUGGUGGCUGUUACUAAAAAAUAAAAACAGCAUCAUGAAAUGACCAAGGGAGACAUUUCAGGGAACAGUUUAAUAGGAACUCAUUUUUCAUGCAAUAGCCAUGGAAAUACCCAAUUUCCUGCAGGGAAAAAAAGGCCCAAGUCUUCUCCCCCUCCCAGGGCUGAGAUAACACCGGCCACCACCAUCAGCAAUGCUCCCGGCACUCCCAACAGCACCAAACCUCAGGUUGUCCAGAUCAUAAAUCAAAUGCAAAAGUGCACAUAAGUGAAGAAGCUGUACUAUUUCAGCCACUCUAAGUGGAGCAUUUUAUUCCACAAAACUCCGUAUCACACAAGGUGUGUCCUCUACCACACCCUUGGGUGGAGUAUUUUCCAUUCCCACCUCCUCAUGCUCGGCUGCUGGUGCAUGGCCAGUGCUGCUGGGGUGCGAGUGGCAGCGGUGAGAAGGGACAGGAGAGGGCACUGUUUUGCUUUCAUCAGUGACAGUCUCUUUUUCCCCAUCCUGGGAGUCACCCGUGCGAAACCCCUUUGUGGGGAGGGCAGAGAGCAGUGAGAGCACAGAGCAAAGGGUUUAAUCGGCAUUUACUAACUGCGGCCAGUGAUCCCACUUUUGGAAGCGGUUGGCAUUACUGGAGAGAACUAAAAAAAGCAUCCAGAAAAAGAAACUAAUCCAUUACCCAAAAGGAUUUUUUUUUCCUCUUCAUUUUGAGUGUUAAAGCCAGUGAUGCUUUGCAGAUGGGCCAAGAUCUCAUUUUUCCUGCUUACCCAGGUCUCUGCCAGAAGCUGCUGUAGCAAUUGUUUAGCAUAAAUAUCCAAGUCUGUCUUGACAUGGGGAUACAUUUAUUAUCCUUGGCAUUGCUUCCCUCAAGAAAUCCAUUGGGUCAUCCAAAGAUUAUCCAAUCUUCUUUCCAAAAAGGCAGGAGAAAGAGCUGUUUAUACAUACAGAGCAUUGGUGUCAUCUUCUACUUGCUGUUUCCAGAUAAGCAGGGCAACUUGUUUCAGAAAAUUCCUUUUAGAAAAGGAAUUUAUUGGGAAAC
Molecule: messenger RNA, 12289 nt
Organism: Athene cunicularia (burrowing owl)
Lineage: Eukaryota; Metazoa; Chordata; Aves; Strigiformes; Strigidae
Gene: SDK1
Product: sidekick cell adhesion molecule 1
Exons: 46
Coding region: 933-7760 (2275 amino acids)
Molecular function (GO): protein binding
Source: RefSeq, a predicted model, not a curated record